Molecule: messenger RNA, 369 nt
Organism: Drosophila innubila
Lineage: Eukaryota; Metazoa; Arthropoda; Insecta; Diptera; Drosophilidae
Product: bomanin-1-like
Exons: 2
Coding region: 90-212 (40 amino acids)
Biological process (GO): defense response
Source: RefSeq, a predicted model, not a curated record
CACAUUGCAAUCGGCUCAUUGGCAUCAGUACACCUUGAACACUUUCAACCUACAAAUCAACAACUAAAUCAAAAACCAAACUAAACAACAUGAAAUUCCUGUCGGUUGUAUUCCUGCUUGGUCUGCUGGCUUUGGCAGCUGCCACGCCUGUGAGUCCUGAUGUAAUCAUCAAUGGAGAUUGCAAAACGUGCAAUGUGUAUGGAGGCAAGUGAGGUGCCGAUGGAAUUCAACUAGACAUGUAUAAUAACUACACGGAAUACUACGGAAUUUAUAUUAACUAUCUACUAUACUAUAUAUUGAUUUAACAUUUGAUUGAGAAAAUAAUAAACAAACAAUGUAACUUAUACUGCUGCUCAAUACAACCUGACA